Molecule: messenger RNA, 16056 nt
Organism: Closterium sp. NIES-65
Lineage: Eukaryota; Viridiplantae; Streptophyta; Zygnematophyceae; Desmidiales; Closteriaceae
Source: the annotation of a GenBank genome assembly
AUGGACGUGGACAUGGACGUGGACAUGGUCGUGGACGUGGACGUGGACGUGGACGUGGACGUGGAUGUGGACAUAGACGUGGACGUGGACGUGGACGUGGACGUGGACAUGGUCGUGGACGUGGACGUGGAAGUGGACGUGGUCGUGGUCGUGGUCGUGGACAUGGACGUGGACGUGGACGUGGACGUGGACGUACACGUCGACGUGGACGUGGUCGUAGACGUGGACGUGGACGUGUACGUAGACGUGGACGUGGACGUGGACGUGGACAUGGACGUGGACAUGGAAGUGGACGUGGACAUGGACGUGGACAUGGACGUGGACAUGGGUAUGGACAUGGACGUGGACGUGGACGUGGACGUGGUUGUGGACGUGGACGUGGACAUGGACGUGGACGUGAACGUGGACGUGGACAUGGACGUGGACGUGGACGUGGACGUGGACGUGGACGUGGACAUGGACAUAGACGUGGACGUGGACGUGGACAUGGACGUGGACAUGGAAGUGGAUGUGGACGUGGACGUGGACAUGGACGUGGACGUGGACGUGGACGUCGACAAGGACGUGAACAUGGACGUGGACGUGGACGUGGACAUGGACGUGGACAUGGACAUGGACGUGGACGUGGACAUGGACGUGGACGUGGACGUGGACGUGGACAUGGACAUGGACGUGGACGUGGACGUGGUGGUGGACGUGGACGUGGACGUGGUCGUGGACGUGGACGUGGACGUGGACGUCGACGUCGACGUGGACGUGGACAUGGACGUGGAUGUGGACGUGGACGUGGAAAUGGACGUGGACGUGGACGUGGACGUGGACGUGGACAUGGUCGUGGACGUGGACCUGGACGUGGACAUGGACGUGGACGUGGACGUGGACUUGGACGUGGACGUCGACGUGGACGUGGUCGUGGACGUGGACGUGGACGUGGACGUAGACGUGGACGUGGACGUGGACGUGGACGUGGACAUGGACGUUGACAUUGAAGUGGACGUGGACGUGGACGUGGACAUGGACGUGGACAUGGACAUGGACGUGGACGUGGACGUGGACGUGGACAUGGUCGUGGACGUGGACGUGGACGUGGACAUGGACGUGGACGUGGACGUGGACAUGGACGUGGACGUGGACGUGGACGUCGACGUGGACGUGGACAUGGACGUGGACGUGGACGUGGACAUGGACGUGGACAUGGACAUGGACGUGGACGUCGACGUGGACGUGGACAUGGACAUGGACAUGGACGUGGACGUGGUCGUGGACGUGGACCUGGUCGUGGACGUGGACCUGGACGUGGACAUGGACGUGGACGUGGACGUGGACGUGGACGUGGACGUCGACGUGGACGUGGUCGUGGACGUGGACGUGGACGUGGACGUAGACGUGGACGUGGACGUGGACGUGGACGUGGACAUGAACGUGGACAUGGAAGUGGACGUGGACGUGGACGUGGACAUGGACGUGGACAUGGACAUGGACGUGGACGUGGACGUGGACAUGGUCGUGGACGUGGACGUGGACGUGGACAUGGACGUGGACGUGGACAUGGACGUGGACGUGGACGUGGACGUCGACGUGGACGUGAACAUGGACGUGGACGUGGACGUGGACAUGGACGUGGACAUGGACAUGGACGUGGACGUGGACGUGGACGUGGAAAUGGACAUGGACAUGGACGUGGACGUGGUCGUGGACGUGGACCUGGUCGUGGACGUGGACGUGGACGUGGACGUGGACAUGGACAUGGACGUGGACGUCGACGUGGACGUGAAAAUGGACGUGGACGUGGACGUGGACAUGGACGUGGACAUGGACAUGGACGUGGACGUGGACGUGGACGUGGACGUGGACAUGGACAUGGACAUGGAUAUGGACGUGGACGUGGUCGUGGACGUGGACGUGGUCGUGGUCGUGGUCGUGGACGUGGACGUGGUCGUGGACGUGGACGUGGACGUGGACAUGGACGUGGUCGUGGACGUGGACGUGGACGUGGACAUGGACGUGGACGUGGACGUAGACCUGGACGUGGAAAUGGACGUGGACGUGGACAUGGACGUGGACGUGGACGUGGAUGUGGACAUGGUCGUGGACGUGGACCUGGACAUGGACGUGUACAUGGACGUGGACGUGGACGUGGACGUGGACAUGGACGUGGACGUGGACGUGGAUGUGGACGUGGACAUGGACGUGGACGUGGACGUGGACAUGGACGUGGACAUGGAAGUGGACGUGGACGUGGACGUGGACAUGGACGUGGACGUGGACGUGGACGUCGACGUAGACGUGAACAUGGACGUGAACGUGGACAUGGACGUGGACAUGGACAUGGACGUGGACGUGGACAUGGACGUGGACGUGGACGUGGACAUGGACAUGGACAUGGACGUGGACGUGGUCAUAGACGUGGACGUGGUCGUGGACGUGGACGUGGACAUGGACGUGGACGUCGACGUGGACAUGGACGUGGACGUGGACGUGGACGUGGACGUGGAAAUGGACGUGGACGUGGACGUGGACGUGGACGUGGACAUGGUCGUGGACGUGGACCUGGACGUGGACAUGGACGUGGACAUGGAAGUGGACGUGGACGUGGACGUGGACAUGGACGUGGACAUGGAAGUGGACGUGGACGUGGACGUGGACAUGGACGUGGACAUGGACAUGGACGUGGACGUGGACGUGGACGUGGACAUGGUCGUGGACGUGGACGUGGACGUGGACAUGGACGUGGACGUGGACGUGGACAUGGACGUGGACAUGGACGUGGACGUGGACGUCGACGAGGACGUGAACAUGGACGUGGACGUGGACGUGGACAUGGACGUGGACAUGGACAUGGACGUGGACGUGGACGUGGACGUGGACGUGGACAUGGACAUGGACGUGGACGUGGUCGUGGACGUGGACGUGGUCGUGGACGUGGACGUGGACGUGGACGUCGACGUCGACGUCGGCGUGGACAUGGACAUGGACAUGGACAUGGACGUGGACGUGGACGAGGACGUGGACAUGGACAUGGACAUGGACGUAGACGUGGUCGUGGACGUGGACGUGGACGUGGACAUGGACGUGGACGUGGACGUGGGCAUGGACGUGGACAUCGACGUGGACGUGGACGUCGAUGUCGACGUGGACGUGAACAUGGACGUGGACGUGGACGUGGACAUGGACGUGGACAUGGACAUGGACGUGGACGUGGACGUGGACAUGGACGUGGACAUGGACAUGGACAUGGACGUGGACGUGGUCGUGGACGUGGACGUGGACGUGGUCGUGGACGUGGACGUGGACGUGGACGUCGACGUCGACGUGGACAUGGACGUGGACGUGGACGUGGAGGUGGACGUGGAAAUGGACGUGGACGUGGACGUGGACGUGGACGUGGAGGUGGACGUGGAAAUGGACGUGGACGUGGACGUGGACGUGGACGUGGACAUGGUCGUGGACGUGGACCUGGACGUUGACGUGGACGUGGACGUGGACGUGGACGUCGACGUGGACGUCGUCGUGGACGUGGACGUGGACGUGGACGUAGACGUGGACGUGGAAGUGGACGUGGACAUGGACGUGGACAUGGAAGUGGACGUGGACGUGGACGUGGACAUGGACGUAGACAUGGACAUGGACGUGGACGAGGACGUGGACGUGGACAUGGUCGUGGACGUGGACGUGGACGUGGACAUGGACGUGGACGUGGACGUGGACAUGGACGUGGACAUGGACGUGGACGUCGACGUCGACGUCGACGUGGACGUGAACAUGGACGUGGACGUAGACGUGGACAUGGACGUGGACAUGGACGUGGACGUGGACGUGGACGUGGACAUGAAAAGGGACAUGGACGUGGACGUGGUCGUGGACGUGGACGUGGACGUGGUCGUAGACGUGGACGUGGACGUCGACGUCGACGUGGACAUGGACGUGGACGUGGACGUAGACGUGGACGUGGAAAUGGACGUGGACGUGGACAUGGACGUGGACGUGGACGUGGACAUGGUCGUGGACGUGGACCUGGACGUGGACGUGGACGUGGACGUGGACAUGGACGUGGACGUGGACGUGGACGUGGACGUGGACAUGGUCGUGGACGUGGACGUGGACGUGGACAUGGACAUGGUCGUGGACGUGGACAUGGACGUGGACAUGGACGUGGACAUGGACGUGGACAUGGACGUGGACAUGGACGUGGACGUGGACGUGGACGUGGACGUGGACGUGGACGUGGACAUGGACGUGGACGUGGACAUGGACGUGGACAUGGACGUGGACGUGGACGUGGACGUGGACGUGGACGUGGACGUAGACGUGGACGUGGAAGUGGACGUGGACAUGGACGUGGACAUGGAAGUGGACGUGGACGUGGACGUGGACGUGGACGUGGACAUGGACGAGGACGUGGACGUGGACAUGGUCGUGGACGUGGACGUGGACGUGGAAAUGGACAUGGUCGUCGACGUGGACAUGGACUUGGACAUGGACGUGGACGUGGACGUGGACGUGGACGUGGUUGUGGACGUGGACGUGGUUGUGGACGUGGACGUGGACGUGGACAUGGACGUGGACGUGGACAUGGAUGUGGACGUGGACGUGGACGUGGACAUAGACGUGGACGUGGACAUGGACAUGGACAUGGAAGUGGACGUGGACGUGGACGUGGACAUGGACGUGGACGUGGACGUGGAUGUGGACAUGGAUGUGGACGUGGAGGUGGACAUGGACGUGGACAUGGACAUGGACGUGGACUGGACGUGGACGUCGACGUGGACAUGUGACGUGGACGUGGACGUGGACAUGGACGUGGACAUGGACGUGGACGUGGACGUGGACAUGGACGUGGACAUGGACAUGGACGUGGACGUGGACGUGGUCGUGGACGUGGACGUGGACGUGGACAUGGACGUGGACGUGGACGUGGACGUGGACGUGGACAUGGACGUCGACGUGGACGUGGACGUGGACAUGGACGUCGACGUGGACGUGGACGUGGACAUGGAUGUGGACAUGGAAGUGGACGCGGACGUGGACGUUGACGUGGACGUGGACGUUGACGUGGACGUGGACGUGGACAUGGACCUGGACGUGGACGUGGACAUGGACGUGGACAUGGACGUGGUCGUGGACGUGGACGUGGACGUGGUCGUGGACGUGGACGUGGACGUGGACAUGGACGUGGACGUAGACAUGGACGUGGACGUGGACGUGGACAUGGUCGUGUACAUAGACCUCAACGUGGACGUGGACGUGGACGUGGACAUGGACGUGGACGUGGACGUGGACAUGGACGUGGACGUGGACGUGGACGUCGACAUGGACGUGGACGUGAAUCUGAAUGUGGACAUGGUCGUGUACAUAGACCUCAACGUGGACGUGGACGUGGACGUGGACAUGGACGUGGACGUGGACGUGGACGUGGACGUGGACAUGGACGUGGACGUCGACAUGGACGUGGACGUGGACGUGGACAUGGUUGUGUACAUAGACCUCAACGUGGACGUGGACGUGGACGUGGACAUGGACGUGGACGUGGACAUGGACGUGGACGUGGACGUCGACGUGGACAUGGACGUGGACGUGAAUGUGGACGUGGACGUGGACAUGGACGUGGACGUAGACAUGGACGUGGACGUGGACGUGGACAUGGUCGUGUACAUGGACCUCGACGUGGACGUGGACGUGGACGUGGACGUGGACAUGGACGUGGACGUGGACGUGGACAUGGACAUGGACGUGGACGUCGACGUCGACAUGGACGUGGACAUGGAUGUGGACGUGGACGUGGACGUGGACAUGGACGUGGACGUGGACGUGGACAUGGACCUGGACGUGGACGUGGACCUGGACGUGGACAUGGACGUGGAUGUGGACGUGGACAUGGACGUGGACGUGGACGUGGAAGUGGACAUGGACGUGGACGUGGACAUGGACGUGGACGUGGACAAGGAUCUGGACGUGGACGUGGACGUGGACAUGGACGUGGACGUGGACAUGGUCGUGGACAUGGACCUGGACGUGGACGUGGACGUGGACAUGGACGUGGACGUGGACGUGGACGUGGACAUGGACGUGGACGUGGACGUGGACGUCGACGUGGACAUGGACGUGGACGUGGAUGUGGACGUGGACGUGGACGUGGACGUGGACAUGGACGUGGACGUGGACAUGGACGUGGACGAGGACGUGGACGUGGACAUGGUCGUGGACAUGGACCUGGACGUGGACGUGGACAUGGACGUGGACAUGGUCGUGGACGUGGACGUGGACGUGGAUGUGGACAUGGACGUGGACGUGGACGUGGACGUGGACAUGGUCGUGGACGUGGACGUGGAAGUGGACGUGGUCGUGGUCGUGGUCGUAGACAUGGACGUGGACGUGGACGUGCACGUGAACGUGCACGUCGACAUGGACGUGGUCGUGGACGUGGACGUGGACGUAGACGUGGACGUGGACGUGGACAUGGAUGUGGACAUGGAAGUGGACGUGGACGUGGACGUGGACAUGGACGUGGACGUGGACGUGGACAUGGACGUGGACAUGGAAGUGGACGUGGACGUGGACGUGGACAUGGACAUGGACGUGGACGUGGACGUCGACGUGGACGUGAACAUGGACGUGGACGUGGACAUGGUCGUGGACGUGGUCGUGGACAUGGACGUGGACAUGGACGUGGACGUGGACGUGGUUGUGGACAUGGACGUGGACGUGGACAUGGACGUGGACGUGGACAUGGAUGUGGACGUGGACGUGGACGUGGACAUGGACGUGGACGUGGACAUGGACAUGGACAUGGAAGUGGACGUGGACGUGGACGUAGACGUGGACAUGGACGUGGACGUGGACGUGGAUGUGGACAUGGAUGUGGACGUGGACGUGGACAUGGACGUGGACAUGGACAUGGACUGGACGUGGACGUCGACGUGGACAUGUGACGUGGACGUGGACGUGGACGUGGACAUGGACGUGGACAUGGACGUGGACGUGGACGUGGACAUGGACGUGGACAUGGACAUGGACGUGGACGUGGACGUGGUCGUGGACGUGGAUGUGGACGUGGACAUGGACGUGGACGUGGACGUGGACGUGGACGUGGACAUGGACGUGGACGUGGACGUGGACAUGGACGUCGACGUGGACGUGGACGUGGACAUGGAUGUGGACAUGGAAGUGGACGCGGACGUGGACGUUGACGUGGACGUGGACAUUGACGUGGACGUGGACGUGGACGUGGACAUGGACCUGGACGUGGACGUGGACAUGGACGUGGACAUAGACAUGGACGUGGACGUGGACGUGGACGUGGAGAUGGACGUGGACAUGGACGUGAACGUGGACGUGGACGUGGACGUGGACGUGGUCGUGGACAUGGACGUGGACGUGGACAUGGACGUGGACGUAGACAUGGACGUGGACGUGGACGUGGACAUAGUCGUGUACAUAGACCUCAACGUGGACGUGGACGUGGACGUGGACAUGGACGUGGACGUGGACGUGGACAUGGACGUGGACGUGGACGUGGACGUCGACAUGGACGUGGACAUGGAUGUGGACGUGGACGUGGACGUGGACAUGGACGUGGACGUGGACGUGGACAUGGACCUGGACGUGGACGUGGACCUGGACGUGGACAUGGACGUGGAUGUGGACGUGGACAUGGACGUGGACGUGGACGUGGAAGUGGACAUGGACGUGGACGUGGACAUGGACGUGGACGUGGACAAGGAUGUGGACGUGGACGUGGACGUGGACAUGGACGUGGACGUGGACAUGGUCGUGGACAUGGACCUGGAUGUGGACGUGGACGUGGACAUGGACGUGGACGUGGACGUGGACGUGGACGUGGACAUGGACGUGGACGUGGACGUGGACGUGGACGUGGACGUCGACGUGGACAUGGACGUGGACGUGGAUGUGGACGUGGACGUGGACGUGGACGUGGACAUGGACGUGGACGUGGACAUGGACGUGGACGAGGACGUGGACGUGGACAUGGUCGUGGACAUGGACCUGGACGUGGACGUGGACAUGGACGUGGACAUGGUCGUGGACGUGGACGUGGAUGUGGACAUGGACGUGGACGUGGACGUGGACGUGGACAUGGUCGUGGACGUGGACGUGGAAGUGGACGUGGUCGUGGUCGUGGACAUGGACGUGGACGUGGACGUGCACGUGAACGUGCACGUCGACAUGGACGUGGUCGUGGAUGUGGACGUGAACGUGGACGUAGACGUGGACGUGGACGUGGACGUGGACAUGGAUGUGGACAUGGAAGUGGACGUGGACGUGGACGUGGACAUGGACGUGGACGUGGACGUGGACAUGGACGUGGACAUGGAAGUGGACUUGGACGUGGACGUGGACAUGGACGUGGACGUGGACGUGGACGUCGACGUGGACGUGAACAUGGACGUGGACAUGGACGUGGACAUGGUCGUGUACAUGGACCUCGACGUGGACGUGGACGUGGACGUGGACAUGGACGUGGACGUGGACGUGGACCUGGACGUGGACAUGGACCUGGACGUGGACGUGGACGUGGACGUGGACGUGGACGUGGACGUGGACAUGUACGUGGACGUGGACGUGGACGUGGACAUGGACCUGGACGUGGACGUGGACCUGGACGUGGACAUGGACGUGGACGUGGACGUGGACAUGGACGUGGACGUGGACCUGGAAGUGGACAUGGACGUGGACGUGGACAUGGACGUGGACGUGGACAAGGAUGUGGACGUGGACGUGGACAUGGACGUGGACGUGGACAUGGUCGUGGACAUGGACGAGUACGUGGAUGUGGACGUGGACAUGGACGUGGACGUGGACGUGGACGUGGACGUGGACAUGGACGUGGACGUGGACGUGGACGUGGACGUCGACGUGGACAUGGACGUGGACGUGGAUGUGGACGUGGACGUGGACGUGGACAUGGACGUGGACGUGGACAUGGACGUGGACGAGGACGUGGACGUGGACAUGGUCGUGGACAUGGACCUGGACGUGGACGUGGACAUGGACGUGGACAUGAACGUGGACGUGGACGUGGACAUGGACGUGGACGUGGACGUGGACGUGGACGUGGACAUGGUCGUGGACGUGGACGUGGAAGUGGACGUGGUCGUGGUCGUGGACAUGGACGUGGACAUGCACGUGGACGUGGACGUCGACAUGGACGUGGUCGUGGACGUGGACGUGGACGUGGACGUAGACGUGGACGUGGACGUGGACGUGGACAUGGACGUGGACAUGGAAGUGGACGUGGACGUGGACGUGGACAUGGGCGUGGACAUGGACAUGGACAUGGACGUGGACGUGGACGUGGACGUGGUCGUGGACGUGGACGUGGACGUGGACAUGGACGUGGACGUGGACGUGGACAUGGACGUGGACGUGGACGUGGACGUGGACAUGGACGUGGACGUGGACGUGGACAUGGACGUGGACAUGAAAGUGGACGUGGACGUGGACAUGGACGUGGACGUGGACGUGGACGUCGACGUUGACGUGAACAUGGAUGUGGACGUGGACGUCGACAUGGACAUGGACAUGGACAUGGACGUGGACGUGGACGUGGACGUGGACAUGGACGUGGUCGUGGACGUGGACGUGGACGUGGUCGUGGACGUGGACGUGGACGUGGACGUGGACGUCGACGUCUAUGUGGACAUGGACGUGGACGUGGACGUGGACGUGGACGUGGAAAUGGACGUGGACGUGGACAUGGACGUGGACGUGGACAUGGUCGUGGACGUGGACCUGGACGUGGACAUGGUCGUGGACGUGGACGUGGACGUGGACGUGGACAUGGACGUGGACGUGGACGUGGACGUGGACGUGGACAUGGUCGUGGACGUGGAAGUAGACGUGGUCGUGGUCGUGGUCGUGGGCAUAGACGUGGACGUGGACGAAGACGUGGACGUGGACGUCGACGUGGACGUGGUCGUGGACGUGGACGAAGACAUAGACGUGGACGUGGACGAGGACGUGGACGUGGACAUAGACGUGGACAUGGAAGUGGACGUGGACGUGGACGUGGACAUGGAUGUGGACAUGGACAUGGACGUGGAUGUGGACGUGGACGUCGACAUGGUCGUGGACAUGGACGUGGACGUGGACAUGGACGUGGACGUGGACGUGGACGUGGACAUGGACGUGGACGUGGACGUGGACGUGGACGUGAACAUGGACGUGGACGUGGACGUGGACAUGGACGUGGACAUGGACAUGGACGUGGACGUGGACGUGGACGUGGACGUGGACAUGGGCAUGGACAUGGACGUGGACGUGGUCGUGGACGUGGACGUGGACGUGGUCGUGGACGUGGACGUGGACGUGGACCUGGACGUGGACAUGGACGUGGACGUGGACGUGGACGUGGAAAUGGACGUGGACGUGGACAUGGACGUGGACGUGGACGUGGACAUGGUCGUGGACUUGGACCUGGACGUGGACGUGGACAUGGACGUGGAUGUGGACAUGGACAUGGACGUGGAUGUGGACGUGGACGUCGACAUGGUCGUGGACGUGGACGUGGACGUGGACAUGGACGUGGACGUGGACGUGGACGUGGACAUGGACGUGGACGUGGACGUGGACAUGGACGUGGACAUGGACAUGGACGUGGACGUGGACGUGGACGUGGACGUGGACAUGGACAUGGACAUGGACGUUGACGUGGUCGUGGACGUGGACGUGGACGUGGUCGUGGACGUGGACGUGGACGUGGACGUGGACCUGGACGUGGACAUGGACGUGGACGUGGACGUGGACGUGGACGUGGAAAUGGACGUGGACGUGGACAUGGACGUGGACGUGGACGUGGACAUGGUCGCGGACUUGGACCUGGACGUGGACGUGGACAUGGACGUGGAUGUGGACAUGGACAUGGACGUGGAUGUGGACGUGGACGUCGACAUGGUCGUGGUCGUGGACAUGGUCGUGGACGUGGACGUGGACAUGGAUGUGGACAUGGACAUGGACGUGGAUGUGGACGUGGACGUCGACAUGGUCGUGGACGUGGACGUGGACGUGGACAUGGACGUGGACGUGGACGUGGACGUGGACAUGGACGUGGACGUGGACGUGGACGUGGACGUGAACAUGGACGUGGACGUGGACAUGGACGUGGACAUGGACAUGGACGUGGACGUGGACGUGGACGUGGACAUGGACAUGGACAUGGACGUGGACGUGGACGUGGACGUGGACGUGGUCGUGGACGUGGACGUCGACGUGGACCUGGACGUGGACAUGGACGUGGACGUGGACGUGGACGUGGACGUGGAAAUGGACGUGGACGUGGACAUGGACGUGGACGUGGACGUGGACAUGGUUGUGGACUUGGACCUGGACGUGGACGUGGACAUGGACGUGGACAUGGUGAUGGACGUGGACGUGGACGUGGACGUGGAGGUGGACAUGGACGUGGACGUGGACGUGGACGUGGACGUGGACAUGGUCGUCGACAUGGACGUGGAAGUGGACGUGGUCGUGGUCGUGAACAUGGACGUGGAAGUGGACAUGGACGUGGACGUGGACGUGGACGUGGACGUCGACGUGGACAAGGACGUGGACGUGGAUGUGGACGUGGACGUGGACGUGGACGUGGACAUGGACGUGGACGUGGACAUGGACGUGGACGAGGACGUGGACGUGGACAUGGUCGUGGACAUGGACCUGGACGUGGAUGUGGACAUGGACGUGGACAUGGUCGUGGACGUGGACGUGGAUGUGGACAUGGACGUGGACGUGGACGUGGACGUGGACAUGGUCGUGGACGUGGACGUGGAAGUGGACGUGGUCGUGGUCGUGGACAUGGACGUGGACGUGGACGUGCACGUGAACGUGCACGUCGACAUGGACGUGGUCGUGGACGUGGACGUGAACGUGGACGUAGACGUGGACGUGGACGUGGACGUGGACAUGGAUGUGGACAUGGAAGUGGACGUGGACGUGGACGUGGACAUGGACGUGGACGUGGACGUGGACAUGGACGUGGACAUGGAAGUGGACGUGGACGUGGACGUGGACAUGGACGUGGACGUGGACGUGGACGUCGACGUGGACGUGAACAUGGACGUGGACAUGGUCGUGGACAUGGACCUGGACGUGGAUGUGGACAUGGACGUGGACAUGGUCGUGGACGUGGACGUGGAUGUGGACAUGGACGUGGACGUGGACGUGGACGUGGACAUGGUCGUGGACGUGGACGUGGAAGUGGACGUGGUCGUGGUCGUGGACAUGGACGUGGACGUGGACGUGCACGUGAACGUGCACGUCGACAUGGACGUGGUCGUGGACGUGGACGUGAACGUGGACGUAGACGUGGACGUGGACGUGGACGUGGACAUGGAUGUGGACAUGGAAGUGGACGUGGACGUGGACAUGGACGUGGACGUGGACGUGGACAUGGACGUGGACAUGGAAGUGGACGUGGACGUGGACGUGGACAUGGACGUGGACGUGGACGUGGACGUCGACGUGGACGUGAACAUGGACGUGGACAUGGACGUGGACAUGGUCGUGUACAUGGACCUCGACGUGGACGUGGACGUGGACGUGGACAUGGACGUGGACGUGGACGUGGACAUGGACGUGGACGUGGACGUGGACGUCGACAUGGACGUGGACAUGGAUAUGGACGUGGACGAUGUGGACGUGGACGUGGACAUGGACGUGGACGUGGACAUGGUCGUGGACAUGGACGAGUACGUGGAUGUGGACGUGGACAUGGACGUGGACGUGGACGUGGACGUGGACAUGGACGUGGACGUGGACGUGGACGUCGACGUCGACGUGGACAUGGACGUGGACGUGGAUGUGGACGUGGACGUGGACGUGGACAUGGACGUGGACGUGGACAUGGACGUGGACGAGGACGUGGACGUGGACAUGGUCGUGGACAUGGACCUGGACGUGGACGUGGACAUGGACGUGGACAUGAACGUGGACGUGGACGUGGACAUGGACGUGGACGUGGACGUGGACGUGGACAUGGUCGUGGACGUGGACGUGGAAGUGGACGUGGUCGUGGUCGUGGUCGUGGACAUGGACGUGGACGUGCACGUGGACGUCGACAUGGACGUGGUCGUGGACGUGGACGUGGACGUGGACGUAGACGUGGACGUGGACGUGGACGUGGACAUGGACGUGGACAUGGAAGUGGACGUGGACGUGGACGUGGACAUGGGCGUGGACAUGGACAUGGACAUGGACGUGGACGUGGACGUGGACGUGGUCGUGGACGUGGACGUGGACGUGGACAUGGACGUGGACGUGGACGUGGACAUGGACGUGGACGUGGACGUGGACGUGGACAUGGACGUGGACGUGGACGUGGACAUGGACGUGGACAUGAAAGUGGACGUGGACGUGGACAUGGACGUGGACGUGGACGUGGACGUGGACGUCGACGUGAACAUGGAUGUGGACGUGGACGUCGACAUGGACAUGGACAUGGACAUGGACGUGGACGUGGACGUGGACGUGGACAUGGUCGUGGUCCUGGACGUGGACGUGGACGUGGACGUCGACGUCUAUGUGGACGUGGACGUGGACGUGGACGUGGACGUGGACAUGGACGUGGACGUGGACGUGGACGUGGACAUGGACGUGGACGUGGACGUGGACGUGGACAUGGACGUGGACGUGGACAUGGUCGUGGACGUGGACGUGGACGUGGACGUGGACGUGGACGUGGACGUGGACGUGGACGUGGACGUGGACGUGGACGUGGACGUGGUCGUGGACGUGGAAGUAGACGUGGUCGUGGUCGUGGUCGUGGACAUGGACGUGGACGUGGACGAAGACGUGGACGUGGACGUCGACGUGGACGUGGUCGUGGACGUGGACGUAGACAUAGACGUGGACGUGGACGAGGACAUAGACGUGGACAUGGAAGUGGACGUGGACGUGGACGUGGACAUGGAUGUGGACAUGGACAUGGACGUGGACAUGGACGUGGACGUCGACAUGGACGUGGACGUGGACGUGGACGUGGACAUGGACGUGGACGUGGACGUGGACGUGGACAUGGACGUGGACGUGGACGUGGACGUGGACAUGAACAUGGACGUGGACGUGGACGUGGACAUGGACGUGGACAUGGACGUGGACAUGGACGUGGACGUGGACGUGGACGUGGACAUGGACAUGGACAUGGACGUGGACGUGGUCGUGGACGUGGACGUGGACGUGGACGUGGACGUGGACGUGGACGUGGACGUGGACCUGGACGUGGACAUGGACGUGGACGUGGACGUGGACGUGGACAUGGACGUGGACGUGGACGUGGACAUGGUCGUGGACUUGGACGUGGACAUGGUCGUGGACUUGGACCUGGACGUGGACAUGGACAUGGACGUGGAUGUGGACAUGGACAUGGACGUGGACGUGGACGUGGACGUCGACAUGGUCGUGGACGUGGACGUGGACGUGGACAUGGACGUGGACGUGGACGUGGACGUGGACAUGGACGUGGACGUGGACGUGGACAUGGACGUGGACAUGGACAUGGACGUGGACGUGGACGUGGACGUGGACGUGGACAUGGACAUGGACAUGGACGUGGACGUGGUCGUGGACGUAGACGUGGACGUGGUCGUGGACGUGGACGUGGACGUGGACGUGGACCUGGACGUGGACAUGGACGUGGACGUGGACGUGGACGUGGACGUGGAAAUGGACGUGGACGUGGACAUGGACGUGGACGUGGACGUGGACAUGGUCGGGGACUUGGACCUGGACGUGGACGUGGACAUGGACGUGGAUGUGGACAUGGACAUGGACGUGGAUGUGGACGUGGACGUCGACAUGGUCGUGGACGUGGACAUGGUCGUGGACGUGGACGUGGACAUGGAUGUGGACAUGGACAUGGACGUGGAUGUGGACGUGGACGUCGACAUGGUCGUGGACGUGGACGUGGACGUGGACAUGGACGUGGACGUGGACGUGGACGUGGACAUGGACGUGGACGUGGACGUGGACGUGGACGUGAACAUGGACGUGGACGUGGACAUGGACGUGGACAUGGACAUGGACGUGGACGUGGACGUGGACGUGGACAUGGACAUGGACGUGGACGUGGACGUGGACGUGGACGUGGUCGUGGACGUGGACGUCGACGUGGACCUGGACGUGGACAUGGACGUGGACGUGGACGUGGACGUGGACGUGGAAAUGGACGUGGACGUGGACAUGGACGUGGACGUGGACAUGGUCGUGGACUUGGACCUGGACGUGGACGUGGACAUGGACGUGGACAUGGUGAUGGACGUGGACGUGGACGUGGACGUGGAGGUGGACAUGGACGUGGACGUGGACGUGGACGUGGACGUGGACAUGGUCGUGGACAUGGACGUGGAAGUGGACGUGGUCGUGGUCGUGAACAUGGACGUGGAAGUGGACAUGGACGUGGACGUGGACGUGGACGUCGACGUGGACAUGGACGUGGACGUGGAUGUGGACGUGGACGUGGACGUGGACGUGGACGUGGACAUGGACGUGGACGUGGACAUGGACGUGGACGUGGACGUGGACGUGGACAUGGUCGUGGACAUGAACCUGGACAUGGACGUGGACGUGGACGUGGACAUGCACGUGGACGUGGACGUGGACAUGGACGUGGACGUGGACGUGGACGUGGACGUGAACGUGGACGUGGACAUGGACCUGGACGUGGACGUGGACGUGGACGUGGACAUGGAUGUGGACGUGGACGUGGACGUGGACAUGGACGUGGACGUGGACGUGGACAUCGACGUGGACGUGGACGUGGACGUGGACAUGGAUGUGGACGAGGACGUGGACGUGGACGUGGACAUGGACGUGGACGUGGACGUGGACGUGGACAUGGACGUGGACGUGGACAUGGACGUGGACGUGGACGUGGAUGUGGACGUGGACGUGGAUGUGGACGUGGACGUGGACGUGGACGUGGACGUGGACGUGACGUGGACAUGGACAUGGACGUGGACGUGGACGUGGACGUGGACGUGGACAUGGACAUGGACGUGGACGUGGACGUCGACGUCGACAUGGACAUGGACGUGGACGUGGACAUAG